Messenger RNA from Pelobates fuscus (common spadefoot toad), 1777 nucleotides. RefSeq names its product thymus, brain and testes associated (gene TBATA). The record is from RefSeq and is a predicted model, not a curated record. The transcript is spliced from 10 exons. NCBI's taxonomy places the organism in Eukaryota, Metazoa, Chordata, Amphibia, Anura, Pelobatidae. Bases 133 to 1212 code for a protein of 359 amino acids.
UAGUCUAUGGGUAUGUAUGCCUACCUGCUGAGUUUCAAAUGCUACAUCAAUCAUAUAAACAGUUACACAGACUGAGGCAUAACUUUCGCAACUAAGGGCUGCAGGCUGCAAUACACACUGUGGAAAAUCAAGAUGGCGGAAGGGAAAGUUGCCACUACCCCUGUCCUACGUCAAACACAAGUAAAUCAUAUAUCUUCUAAAGACAAGAUGGAGGAAAUAAAGAAUCCGGUUUCAGGCCCAUUUAGGAGCAAUGACAUUGCCGCUUUGGCCAGCAGACUAGAAAACCUCGCCCAGAACACCCCACUGAGGUUCAGUUCAGACGCAAUGAGACCCACAACUAAAAAUACCUCUCGAUUUGGAAAUCUGAGCAACCAUUCAUUCUUCUCCAGACACAAUCCCCACCCACACCGUGUAACGCACAUCUCAGGACUUAAUGGAAAUCCAAUCUGCAAUGUCAAUGAUGAAUGGUCAGUCACUUCUCCACUUUACCCUCAUCCCAUGAUCAAAAACCAGCUGGAGACAAACCUGCUGGGUGUACAGUGCAGCUUGCCAAUAGGAGACCCCUACGGAAACAAAGUCCCAUUCCUGGCAGCAGGCAUUUUAUCAGAAGCAUGGCGGGAAGAGCUAAGGGAUCUCGCAACUAAGGUCUGCUCAAAUGACAAACCGGAAGAUAAAAAGGAGGCAGAGGAACCCCAAAGAGCUACACUGUACUCUGCAGAAACUGGACGUCUUAUCCCCCCAUCGUCACGUGCAAGGACCCGUCAGGCAUCCCGCAAAGGAAACAGAAAUAGCACCAGCAGAGGAAAAGAUCACAUCACCUUGUUUCAAGACCAGGAACUACUGGUCUUGGAGCUUCUGUGCCAGAUACUACAAACAGAUUCUCUUUCUGCAAUCCAACAGUGGCUACUUUCAGCUGGACCCAGAGAGAAGGACCUCGUAAUGAAUAUGAUUCAGACAGCUACUGCCAAUAUCAAGCUUGAUUCUAACACCAUGGACAGAUCAAUAGAUGACAGGCUCCAAACUCAAGCUGCACUAGGACUGAUAUCACGAGAUAAGAACUUCCAGAAGAAAGAUCUAAACAGUUCUAUUAAACAGAAACAAGAGCCCAUCGCAGAAGAAGAUAAACCAGAACACAUUGGCACUGCUGAAGUUCUCCAGAUACAUUCUCCAUCAGAUAAUGAAAAUCAAAGCAAGUCUGAAUCAGCCAACUAGCAAGAUGUCCUUCAACUGUAUGCAUGGCUUGCAAGAGGAAGAACUGGUGGACAUACCUGUCACUAAGUCACUGGUUCAUAGAAUAUGACAAAUGCUUAGUCAAAGCUGCAACUAAUAAACCUUGUUAGAGAUAUCCUCCUGUUAGACUGUUAGUGCUUGCUCUAUGUUACAUGCAUGGAUAAAACAAUGUACCGGUAUUUGUUAAUAUGGGAGGGAAAUAGUCAAUAUAGUCCUCAUCUAGUAAAUCUCACUUGUUUAUUAUCUGAAUGCUUGGUACCCGACAAUCAGAUCUAAGUUUAAAGGAUCACCACUUACCCAGGUAAUAUUGAUGGGCAGCUCCACUACAUAUGAAGUUUUCAUAGCUGCUUAUAUCUCAUUCUAAUCUGCAGGGUACCCAUCAAGGGACCGAGGAAGCAAUCUGAGCAAGCAGAAAACAGAUUUAAGAAAAAUUGCAUCCUCUCUCUAGAUAUCAAUGGUGUAUACAUGUAGUAUUUAUGUGUUUUAAAAAAUGUGAAAUAUACAUUGUAUUCUCUACUUUGUGCUUAAAUAAACUGUAUAGAGACUG